Molecule: messenger RNA, 399 nt
Organism: Paramuricea clavata
Lineage: Eukaryota; Metazoa; Cnidaria; Anthozoa; Malacalcyonacea; Plexauridae
Source: the annotation of a GenBank genome assembly
AUGGUUGUGGGAGAACGUUCGCUCGGAGAUAAAAUGAAAAAGAUUUCUAAAGAAGCCAAUCUAUCUAAAACUUAUACGAAUCAUUAUGUAAGAGCAACGGCAGUUACUAUUCUUGAUAAAUCUGGCUUUGAAGCUAGACACGUAACGGCAAUAAGUGGGUAUAAAAACGAGAGCAACAUCCAAAGCUAUUGCAAGACGGACAUUUCUACCAAGAGAAAAAUGUCAACAAUGCUGUCAGCAGAGUGCGAGAUUGGAGGCGAUGAGGAAACGCAUCUGAGUCAGUUUCAGUUGUCGCCUAUUUUGAGCCUUUCUCAAGAAGAAUUUAUCGUGCAAAACACUCAUACAGAAAACAAAAAAACAUUUAAUUUUCAUAACUGUAGUGUUAACUUUUUUCAGUAA